Molecule: messenger RNA, 1435 nt
Organism: Sinocyclocheilus grahami
Lineage: Eukaryota; Metazoa; Chordata; Actinopteri; Cypriniformes; Cyprinidae
Product: serine/threonine-protein kinase Chk2-like
Exons: 13
Coding region: 1-1293 (430 amino acids)
Biological process (GO): protein phosphorylation
Molecular function (GO): protein binding; protein kinase activity; ATP binding
Source: RefSeq, a predicted model, not a curated record
AUGGCUUUUUUUUUAUGUUUUCCAGAUUGUGUCGAAAACCAGUAUGUCUUUGGAAGGGACGGCGCAUGCGAUUACACUUUCACCAACCCCAUUGUAACACAGUCAACACAUUUCAAGGCGUACAGCAAGAAGCACUUUAGGAUUUUUAGGGAUGAGAAUCUCGUCUACCUCGAGGACCUCAGUGGUAAUGGCACAUGGGUGGACGAAGAGAAAAUAGGAAACGGGAAUCAAGGACUUCUUAGCAAUAACUCUGUUAUUGCCCUUGCAGAACAAAAACAUCAAGUUUUUAUGUUCAUCGAUAAGAUGGGGGACAAUCAACCAAACCUUCCUUUAGAGUUCAGCAAAAAAUAUCACAUAGCACAAAAGAUUGCAACAGGCGUCUGUGGUGAAGUUAAGCUUGCCAUUGAAAAGGAAACCUGUAAAAAAGUUGCUCUGAAAACUAUAAACAAACACGACUUCCCAUCAAUAGGGACGGCCACACGAAAUGCAGAACGGGAAAUUGAAAUUUUAAAGAAAAUUGAUCAUCCGUGCCUGAUCAAGACAGAAGAUUUCUACCAGACAGAAGAUUCUUACUACAUUGUUUUGGAGUAUGUUGAAGGAGGAGAGCUGUUUGGCAGGAUCAAGGCCAAGAAACAGCUGGAGGAAGAAGUCGCCAAACUCUACUUUUAUCAAAUGCUCAGGGCUGUGGAGUAUCUCCACAAUAACGGGAUUAUUCAUCGAGAUCUCAAGCCUGAGAAUGUGCUGCUGGCUUCACAUGACGACAUCUGUUUGAUUAAGAUUACGGAUUUUAAUCAGUCCAAGAUUUUGGAGGAAUCCUCCUUGAUGAAGACGCUCUGCGGGACGCCCACCUAUCUCGCCCCGGAGGUGUUCACACACGCUGCGACUGUAGGAUAUACAAAAGCAGUCGAUUACUGGAGCCUGGGGGUCCUACUGUUCAUCUGUUUGGGUGGUUAUCCUCCAUUUAACUCCGAGUGCUCCACCAUGUCGGUGCGUGAACAGAUCAUUAACGGCCACUACCGCUUCAUCCCAUCUCAGUGGAAGAAGGUCUCAAAUGAAGCCAAAGAUUUGAUCAAGAAGCUCCUAGUUGUGGAUCCUGAAAAGCGUCUGAGCGUGGAAGAGGCGCUGACACAUCCGUGGUUGAACGAUGAGGAGAUGAGAAACACUGCAAACCAACUGAUGCAGUGUGAAACAUCCAAGAACCGUGAGGCAGAAGAGGAAGAAGAGGCAGAAGAGGAAGAAGAGGCAGAAGAGGCAGAGGGGGAGCCGCCAUCCAAAAGGAAGCCUGGGCCUUGACUUGCACACACUUAGUUGUUUCCUGGCGCCCUUUUAAAAGCUCUUUCCUGCAACCAAUUCAUUCUGAACGUCUAACACUGUACUGACUUUGUAAAUAUGUAUUUCUACCAUUUCCUGUGUCCAAAAUAAAAGCUUUUAAAAU